Syngnathoides biaculeatus (alligator pipefish) is the source of this 3777-nucleotide messenger RNA. It is a transcript of the gene umodl1, whose product is annotated as uromodulin-like 1. NCBI's taxonomy places the organism in Eukaryota, Metazoa, Chordata, Actinopteri, Syngnathiformes, Syngnathidae. The record is from RefSeq and is a predicted model, not a curated record. Bases 1 to 3054 code for a protein of 1017 amino acids. Gene Ontology annotation, cellular component: extracellular region; cell surface. Gene Ontology annotation, molecular function: protein binding; peptidase inhibitor activity; calcium ion binding. The transcript has 17 exons.
AUGGGUUGGAUGUGCUCCAUUUGGGUGGUAUUUGCCUUUCUGGCUCUCAACACAAAGAAAACAGCUGCAUAUGAAGGAAGAAGGCUAUCUGCAUCUGGCUACCAUUUGUGUAUUUUCAACGAGACGCACAGCGUGAGUUCCCUGGUGUUGCGAAGGGUUCCAUAUACCGUGACCAAACCUUGCAGUGGCUGGCUCUUUUGGACAGCAUGUCCAGUGACACUUUUCAAAAUAGUUCAUCAGACUGAGUACAGGAUGAUGAUGGUGCAGGUGACCAGAUGUUGCCAUGGUUACAUACAAAUUGGAAGUUAUUGUGCUCUCUCUUUAAAUCGGAGUGAGGAGUUGAUGACCAAACCUGGAUCCUGCCCAAGCACAGAUGGAUCUUAUUCUAGGCUCAAUGACUGUGACUGGGAUGUAGAUUGCCCAAACUGGCAAAAGUGCUGCGAGAGAUCAGGUUACUUUCGCUGCAAGAACCCUGCAAGAUCAGCAAAUUAUACUGAGAAUGGGCAAUACCGUUUCAAUGCGACAGUGACAGUGAAGACAGAUUACCAGCAACUGAUGAACAAUGAAGCCCUUCUUAACCACACAAGAUUACUUCAAGCAAUGGUAACUGGAGCACUGCAGUCUGUCAAUCUUUCAGUCUAUUACCUCGCUUCAUGGCCUGUGUAUCCGUACAGAACUGCGACCUCGCUGCUCAUAGGCUGCAGCUUUGUUUGCUCACUGCACGACGUCACAUCAAAACUGCAUUUCCUCCUUAAACACAUACAAGAGGUGUCAGCUGUGACCGUGGAAGAUGUAAAUGAGUGUGCACAUCCUGCUCUCCAUCGUUGCUCUCCAAAGGCACAAUGUAGCGACACAGUGGGCUCUUACCAGUGCACCUGCGAUGAAGGGUAUCUUGAUGUUGACCUGAGAAAUCCCGGAACUAAUUGUGCAGUCUCCCCUGGCAUCAGCCGAUUGCAGGCAGCCAAUAUCACUGGCUCUUCUUUUUGUGUGUACUGGUCCACCCUAAUCUCAUCAAACCAGACCUACAUGGUGGUUCUUAGUGAGGGCUCAGAGAUUAUUAGUAUGUGGACAACUGAGGAGACCAUGAUGGAACUAAGGGAACUGCAGCCCGGAGUGCUCUACAAUGUCACUGUUCAGCUCCACACAAACAAAAGCCAUGAAGAUAUUCUUUAUAUUGCUGUCAAAACUGCUGCUCGAGCUCUUGUUGCAACCACUCGACUGACCAACAUCCCAUUCACCGAUGACCUGCACAAUACAAGCAGCCAGGCCUACAAAAUUCUCACUGUGGGCAUUUUAGAUGAGAUCUUCCGCUCUUUGACCCAAGAGAUGCGGGCUUUGGUGAAUUCUGGUCAGGUGAGAAUCGAGAUCAGGAACCUUUCCCCAGGCAGUGUGGUCGUCAACUUCACUGUGAUCUUCAGCCCCAGUCAAGAGCAGGACAUCAAAAAUACAUCCAUAGCACUACUCUACUCAUUGAUGAACAGCUCUAUAUACACCAUGGAUGAAAACAGCACAAGCAUCAGUGAUUUUGACGAAUGUGUUCCAGGAGAAAAUGACUGUUCGCAGUGGGCUACAUGUACAAACACCUGGGGCUCCUACACGUGUUCUUGUCUCGAUGGAUUCAUGGACACAGACCCACAAAGGCCUGGUAGAGCUUGUCAAGCUCCGAUGGAGACCACAACAUUACCGUCAACAUUUUCCUCAGGCAACACUUCCCCUUUAUUUCAAAUAACAUCAUCUAGCUAUCCAGCUCCAAAUACGAUCAGGAAUACUCUAGAGAAAAUUACUGGAAUCACCCCUGAUGAAAUAGAUGCCACUAAACUAACAAUCCACACAAUCGCAGCAACAACCCCCACUAGAGUACCUACUACUGCCGCCACUGUUCCAACAAGCACAUUUGAACUAACAGCCAGCACCACUGCAACAACCACUCAUGUAAUUCCAACCCUGACUCCAUCCACAACUGUUUGGACUGACCACACGACUCCCGAUGCAGACCUGAUUUCCAAUGUCACAUCCCAUAGAAUGUAUUCUAUUGUCGGCGAUAUUUCAGUUGACUGUGCAGUUACUGGAAUGACAGUGACAGUUACUAGAGAGUUUCUAUAUAAUAAUAACAUCCGAGCGGACACGCUCUACCUGGGUCGUCGUGAAUGCGGGGUCAGCGGCUUCAAUGCCAGCCAUGCUCAGCUGGUCGUGGAGUGGAAUGAGUGCAUCACAAUUUUUGCACAAAAUGAUUCAUACUACAUGGCAUCUGUCACACUGUUCAACACCAUGGAAACUUACAUGUCACCCAACGGAACGCUGGAGGCACCCAAAUUGCGCCUGGAAGUUCCCAUUAUAUGCAUCUAUAUGAGGAGCAUGCUCAUGUCUGCUGACUUUGGCUCCAUGGGGUAUGAAUUGAUCCAAGAUGUGAUCUCAGGCUCCGGGAUGUUCCAGGUGACCGUGCAGCUGCUGAACGGCACUUAUCCUCUACCUUCCAACUCCAGCUUGUCCCCAGAGGAGGCUGUGGUGGUGGAAGUGAGCAUGAAUACCUCUGCCGAAGAGAUCAAAGUAGUGAUCUACUCAUGCUGGGCCACCCCCUCCCAAAAUCCGCUAGACAGCAAACGCUUUGUCUUCCUGGACCGCAGAUGUGCCCUCAACAUGUACACUGAUGUGCUGAUGAAUGGAAACUCCAGCACAUCGCGUAUCUCUGUGCAGAUAUUUUCUUUUGUCGAUGUCAAUUUGAUAUAUCUGCACUGCCAUGUUCAAAUCUGCAUGAAGAUUGGAUCUGACUCCUGUGUGCCUGACUGCGUGCAAAGAACAACUUGGUCUACCAACACCAUUGGAAGAGCGUUCGGUUCUACUGGGCCUUUGCUUAAAUCUGAGGAAGGAUCCUCAGAGAGUGCAGACAACAGACUCCAACUGAUUGGACUGAGCUUCCUCGGCGUUGCCCUGGUUCUCUUUUUCGUCAUCGGCUUUGCAUGUCUGUUCUACUAUCAAAGGAAUCGCAUUGGACAUUACAACUUCACUGCCAAAUCCAACCCUCUGAACAUCACUGAUAUUGAAUUCAUUGCUUAGGUCACAAAGUGACCUGUUUUGUCAAUUACCGUAAUUCCCGGCCUACAGAGCGCACCUGGUUAUAAGCCUCACCCAGUACAUUUGUAAAGGAAAUACCAUUUGGUACAUACAUACGCCGCAGCUGUGUAAAAGCUGCAAGUGCCCACAUUGAAACCAACAUUGAAACACGAGAUAUUUACAAAGAAAGACGGGACACAGAGUUUCACGCUAGCGCUAUGCUAGUGCUAGCGCUAAAGCUAGCACUAACACUAACAGGGUCAGUUCAAAUAAAAUGUACCGGUAAAUAUCAGAGACACGCCAGUAACAGAGCAGCAACACGCUAGCACAGCGCUAACACAGUGCUAACAGGGCCAGUUAAAGUCACUUCCCCGACAGAUAUAUUCCACCGGUCUCAUUCUUAUCUUUUCCGCUCAAGUGCCCCCUUGCGGCCGUUAGAAAAAAUGCACAAAUUAGCCGCAUCCCCGCAUAAACCGCAGGGUUGAAAGGGUGUGAAAAAAGUCAGGGCUUGUAGGCCGGAAAUUACGAUAUUAGUUUCCCCGUUAACUUAAGUUCAUCGUUUAAUUUGCAACUUACAUUCACAUGGCGAAAAACUGUACAUAUGAAACACUGUCAUGGUAGAGUAGCUAAAUUAAGGGAUAUCAAACAAAGAACAAUACAGAUUGGAUUCAAAUUUCAAGGUCCCGUUCCAUCAGAAUCCAUUUUUUUUCCCCCUUCUGUCGUAUG